Messenger RNA from Glarea lozoyensis ATCC 20868, 804 nucleotides. RefSeq lists its product as uncharacterized. The transcript is spliced from 2 exons. The record is from RefSeq and is a predicted model, not a curated record. NCBI's taxonomy places the organism in Eukaryota, Fungi, Ascomycota, Leotiomycetes, Helotiales, Helotiaceae. Bases 1 to 804 code for a protein of 267 amino acids.
AUGUCGUUACCAUCCCCUGAGGCUGUCCAGCCUGGACUUGAAGUCGUCAGUAAUAAGUCAGCUGGACUUGAGGUUGUCAACAAACCACCAGUGUAUGGGAACUAUUCGCCAAUGCCACAAUCACCUCACCAGAAAGGUGCUUAUACAGCAUCGGCUUCUCCUACAGGGAAUGGGGAUUAUAAGGACGAAAAACCCGAACGAACGAUAUUAGGAAUGCGAGGUGCAACUUUUUGCUUGUUUUUGGCUCUAAUAUUCGUUAUUGUUGCAGCUGGUGUAGGUGGAGGCGUUGGUGGAACUCUGGCUGUCAACAACGCAAGAAAGAAUGCGGUAGCCUCGGCGUUACCAGUUACAAUAACUCAGACAAUAUCUCCGACUUCGUGUCCAGCACCUAGUCCUACCUCGGUCGACUUAGCUACAGCUACGGAUGCAUUUGUCGCGCCCACUCCCAUCCGCGUCGCCCUCGACUGCAAGACCUUAAGCGGUACCACCCAGUUCGUCACCGUCGACUCAAAACAAUACCUCUUCGCCCUUACCUGCGGCCAAGAUUUCGGACCUGUCGAUGGAAAAACCUCAGAUAUUUUAGCCACAACAACAUACUCCCUAAUGGAUUGUUUUCGAUCCUGUGCUUACUACAACGCCAACAACGCCAAUGGUUGUAAAGCUGUGGCUUUCACUGCUACUCUCAGAGACAGCAUUACAAGCCAUGAUGGGAAUUGUUGGCUGAAGAAUAGUACCGGAAACCUCAACCGCAACGCGGACGCGAACAAUCAAGCUGUCGCUGUCUUUACCAGCGUGACACAAUGA